Paramuricea clavata is the source of this 680-nucleotide messenger RNA. NCBI's taxonomy places the organism in Eukaryota, Metazoa, Cnidaria, Anthozoa, Malacalcyonacea, Plexauridae. The record is from the annotation of a GenBank genome assembly.
AUGUACUAAAAAAUACCGAAGCAUAUGUUGAUAAAUCGAGACGGGUAAUUAACUUAUCUAUAAGACAACUGAACACACAGGAAACGCAGAUACUUGAAAACGGUUUGAAUUAUGCCAUUACACCUAAACGUAUUCCCGUUCCGAAAAUAAUUGCCAGCAUUGAACCAGGCAUUUACCAUUUAAGUGAAGAAAGCAAAGCCACUAUACGAGCAUCUGUCGUUAAUACUUUAAAAAAUACUAAGGCGUUAAGCACAACUAACAUUUCUAAACAACAGAGUCAUGCUUUAAGAAAUUUGAAGAAAGACAAAGAUAUUACUAUUGUUCCAGCUGACAAAGGGAGAGCGAUUGUUGUAAUGAAUACUGAUGAUUACGAUAGGAAAAUUUCUGAUUUAUUACUUGAUAAAAAGACUUACUUAAGAAUUACAGAUAGACGUAGAAACCAUACCAGCAAAGUUGAACAAGAUCUUAACAAACUUCUACGAGAUAUGAAGUCGGAAAGGUUGCAUAACGAUAACAAUUUACCACAGAUUAAUGAGAAACUUUAUGACCACUUACAUAGUUCAAGCGCAUCACCGCGGCAACGUUUUAUGGUUUAUCUAAGAUCCAUAAGCCAGACAUACCGCUUCGUCCGAUUACCAGCUCUAUUUCAUUUCCUACGUACAAUAUUUCAAAACACUUAG